GUGCUACAACACACUUUCUGGACAGAUCUGACUCUACGGCUUACCAACGACUCUUCUUCCCAAUCGUGACGCGAAUCACAACGUCACUAACCAUCAAAAGAGGAAAAACGAUGGAAAUUAAUUUAAAAGAACCUUCGAAGUACAAGCUGCCAUUGUUGAUCUGUUAUUGAUGGUUUCGACUUUGUAUAAUGAUAAAAUAUCAAAGUUUUAUACAAUUUUUUCGAUUUUUUUGGUUAAACAUCGCUGAAUAGAAGAAUGUGAAAGAAUGUACGGAUGGAAAAAUACUUUUCUUAUGGCCAUCAAUGUGAUAAAUGCUUUUUUCUGGAAAAGAAUUUAUUCCUAAAUGAGAAAAUUCGAAAUCGUUACAAUAACCUGAAUGAAAUGUAAGAUAAAAAUAUAUAUAUAUAUGUAUUAUCUAUAUAUACUAUGAGAAUUAAUUGAAAAAGAAAGCUUUUUCUAGAAAAUUUUGAAGAAAUGUUGUGGAUGGUGAUCGUUAUACUUCUAUCGAUGUCGAAGGCAUCCCUGUGGGAACAGUCGUGUCCCCAUUAUUGUACCUGUAUCGUAAGAGGAUGGCAAGUGUUAAAAUUAGAUGCCAAAACUGUAGAUUGUACCAACUCGUCCUUAAUCCAAAUACCGGAAAAUGUAUCCAUAGAAACGGAAGUUUUAAUACUUCGAUAUAACAUCAUUGGACACGCUUACCAUUUCAGCCUUUUAGACUUGGUCCAUUUACGACGUCUUCUCUUACUCGACUUAAGUUUCAAUCGAAUUCGUUCGUUAAAAAAUAUAGGAGGAAGUUUACCCAGCGUUAGAUAUUUAAAUCUAAGUUACAAUUGCCUUUCACGCUUAGAAGAGGGAAUGUUUCGUGGAUUUCCUCACAUCGAAGUACUUAAUAUCCGUUCUAAUCGUAUCUCUCUCAUUGCUCCCUUAUCUAUGCAGCUUCCCAAAAUGAAAUACUUGGACUUAUCUAAUAACAAGUUAUCUUAUCUUAGAACUCACUAUUUUGCUGAUUUACAUUCCCUUAGGGUACUCCUGUUAUCGAACAAUCAUAUUGGAAGGAUUUCCGAACCGAUAUUCCGCCAUGCAGGACCUGUAGAUCUCAUAGAUCUUGAUGGGAAUCGGAUUAGCAAAUUCGACGAAACUUCACUCAACUACAUAACUAGCAUCGGAGAAUUGAGGUUAUCUAGUAAUCAUUUGGGACACGUACCCACCGAAUCACUUUCUCAUGUGCCAUACAUUGAUAAAUUAACUUUAAACAAUAAUUACUUCAGGAUACUCCGCUCCAAUUCCUUCCGCUCCAUCAACGUUUCUGAAUUAUUCAUAUCGAACAAUGAAAAUUUAUUUGUUAUCGAAAGUAGAGCUUUUUCCGAUUUGUAUCUCUUAUCACAUUUAGAAAUUAGUGACAAUAAGAGACUGACUUACGUCGAGAAGAAAGCAUUUAAUAAUUUGCCACUAUUAAGAGUUCUUGAUCUGAGAAACAAUAACUUGUUGGGACUUCGUGAAGAUUUUCGACAUUCUGUCAACUCUCUGAAGAAUUUAACUGUGUCUGGAAAUCCUUUCUGGUGCACCUGUGAUCUGAAAUGGUUACAGGAAGUCUCCCUGAAGGAAACUUGGGUAGAAGAUGGACUUAAUGUCACCUGCACGGAUCCUCAAGAGGGAUUCCAUCGCAGUUUAAUGAAUUUGGACGAUCUUCCGUCCGAAUGCCCUCCUCUUAUUCUUCCUCUCUUUCCAGAAAUCGUGGAUCGUCUACCGGCUAACAACGUAUCGUUUCGUUGUGCAGCCACGGGUGUUCCUUUACCUGUCGUAGAAUGGAUACUUCCCACUAGAACAGUUAACACGCGUUGGAGCAUACGGAACGACGUGUUAUACGUCAGCUACCUUCACACGGAAGAUUCUGGCGAUUAUCAGUGUAUAGCUGUUAACCAGCAAGGUAACGAUACACGUAACGUUCGAUUAAACGUCAAAGAUUUAAAUAUAAUCAUGAUACCGGUAACGGUGGCUUCCACAUUCGUAACCCUGUCGUGGAAUCGUAGCGCCGCCGUUAUCGGCGAUUAUCUUCUUCAAUAUCGAAGAUUAAUGGAAGAUAAAGUUACCAGCAAGUCGAUUAGUACCGGUGUAAAGGUGCACUCUUACACUCUAAGUGGGUUACAUCCCGGAGAGACUUAUAUAAUCUGGUUAUGUUUGCAAAGGGAGGAAUACGUCAUCAGAUUAGGUUCUCUCCAAGUUACCACUAGAGAUGAAGGAUUUUUAUUGAUGUUAGGUAUUCGUACUAAUUAUCUUAGCGUUAUUUUAGUAGCUGCAGGUGCCAGUUUGAUAGUAUUUAGCUGUUUGGGUACGUGUCUAGUUAGGCUAUACAAAUGGAGGAGGCGUCAUCACAACGAGAUGGUUCUCAGCGAUAAUACUUCCCAACGUUGUUUUGCAGAGAGUGGUUCUGCCCAUUCUGGACUCGCCUUUAUGACCUUUGUCAAUGUGGCCGACGAAACAGUUCUGGUAGACAACGACGACGAAAGUUUCGAAUGACAAAACAUCACCGUUAAGUAUCAAAGAUAUGAAUAAGAGCCAUAUGGUGGCUGUCCCCGUAAAAGCACGAUCAUAUUUAUAUCAUAAAGACCAAAAACUCGAAUAAAUAUAUAUUUUUAAAGUUCAAACAAUCAUUUAAAAUUCCAUCCACGCAAGAAUAAUGCGAAGAAACUCAAAUAGAAUCCUCCUAGAUUGAGCUUAAUAAAAAAAAAGGGGUGCAAGAAGAUGACAAAAAAUAAAACAAAAUUAAUUUUAAUAAUAAUAGUAAUAAUAAAAUAUGUUUUUCUAUACCAUAAAAAAUAUUUUUCGAUUAAAUUCAUUCGCGAAAAUUUAAAUUUCUUUUAUUUGUCUGUACGUUUUCCCAGCAAGUAACAGAACAAUAACCAUGAAAGUUUUAUGCCCGGUUGCCAUAUUUACGACUCAUCCUCUACACAAUUAUUACCUAAAGGAUAUAAUAAUAAUAAAAAAGGAAGUUAGAAAAACAAAUUCCACUGUUUAAAAGUCGGAAAAAAGUCGCAUCAAAGUAGGAGAUGGUUUUUUAUUACUUUUUUUUUGCCAUCCCCUAUUGGGGAUGUGUUAUAUGUUGGAAAGGGGCAGCCACCAAAUGUGUCUCUGGAGUGCUAGGAUUCCAUUCAGUGAGUCCUCCUAUCUGUGAUAAAGACUGAAGUAUGUUCACUUCACUACUUCUACGUUAGCUGACAACCACAUAUCAUCGCCAUCUCUUCUUAGUUGCAAGCCAGGAAAAAAAUAUAAAGAAGGAAAGAGAAGAAGUAUAUAACAUUUGUCGUCGUCUUGGAUGAAUAUCCAGGAAAUUUUAACUCGAAAAUAACUAGAAAAUAAGAAAAAAAAGAGGAAGAAUUUUAUCAAAAACCUCGCGCCAUUUU
Molecule: messenger RNA, 3401 nt
Organism: Centruroides sculpturatus (bark scorpion)
Lineage: Eukaryota; Metazoa; Arthropoda; Arachnida; Scorpiones; Buthidae
Product: leucine-rich repeat neuronal protein 1-like
Exons: 2
Coding region: 475-2517 (680 amino acids)
Cellular component (GO): extracellular matrix
Molecular function (GO): protein binding
Source: RefSeq, a predicted model, not a curated record